Rhizophagus irregularis DAOM 181602=DAOM 197198 is the source of this 1605-nucleotide messenger RNA. RefSeq lists its product as uncharacterized. The record is from RefSeq and is a predicted model, not a curated record. Lineage: Eukaryota; Fungi; Glomeromycota; Glomeromycetes; Glomerales; Glomeraceae.
AUGUCAUGCUCAAAAAUAUUUUCAGGAGAUUUACCUGAAUUAACACAUGAUAUUAUAAAAUAUUUUAAAAAUGAUUUUUCAACUUUAUAUUCAUGUAUUUUAGUCAAUAGAUUAUGGUGUCGUUUAGCGAUUCCAUUAUUAUGGGAAAAUCCUUUUUCAAUUCCUACAGAAAAUUAUAAUUUUAUUGAAAUUUAUUUACUUAAUUUAAAUGGUGAAUUAAAAACAAUAUUAAAUGAAUAUAGAAUUGAGGAAAAUUUAAUACCUUCAAAUACACUUUUCAAUUAUCCUAGUUUUAUAAAAUAUUUGAAUACAUGGAGGAUUAUUACUUCCAUUGAAAAAUGGACUGAAGAUGCUGUUAGAACUAUUAAACCUGAAAAAAGAAAAUUAGAUGGUUUUGAGAGAUUAAUUCAUAUGUCAAUAUAUAAAAUAUUCACCGAAAAUGAAAUAAAAUUACAUACGCUUGAAAUUGAGAUCUACCGUCAUCCUAUUCAUGAUCCUUAUCUUAAUUAUGAUCUUGAUUUAUUGUUACAAUAUCCUAGUUUUUUUCACAAUAUUAAAAAUUUAAAACUUUUUAUUAGUGAUUCUUCUAAUUUCUUAAUUAGCUAUAGUAAUAAUCGUUUAUCACAAAUAAUUAAUUUACAUCAAAAUCUUAAUAAGAUUGUAUUAGACGAUAAUAGUUUUCCAUUGUAUCAAUCAUUGUUAUUAUCUAAAGAUUAUAAUUGUUCAAAUACUUUAAGUUCUAUCAUCUUAUAUCAAGUCAAUCUUAAAAGUAUAAUCAACUUAGAUAAAGCAUUUGAGCAAUUAAAUGUAUUAGAAUGUGUUCAUAUAAUUAAUUGUUUUUUAAAUAAUAGUUUUAUUCAACAAAUUAUUAACUUAGCUAAACCAUUCAAGUUAAAAUCUUUAUUUAUAAGCGGAAGAUCGCAAAUUGAUGAAUUACCAUUUCAAUUAUUAUUACAAAAAUAUGGUGAAUAUUUAGAGAACUUUGGAUUUGGAUACGGUUGUAAUUUAACAAUUAAACGAGAAUUACUUGAAUUAAUUAUGAAAUAUUGUAAAAAUAUCAAAUUUUUUGAAUCAUGUGAACAUGAAAAUCAGAUUAUUUAUUUAGUAUUCGGUUUAAUUGAAAAUAUAAAUCAAAAUCUUAAUCAUCUUUCUAUUGACGUCUGUGAAACUUUAUAUUUGGAUAAUCGGGUAAUAAAUAAUAAUAUUGAACGUAGUUCAAUUAUAUUACGAAACUUGGGUCAAUCACUUCCUCUUAAUUUAGAAUAUUUAAGUUUAAUUCUUAAUAUUAAUAAUUUAAAUGAUUUUGAAAUUUUUUUAAAAAAUUCUCAGAAUAAUUUUUUAAAAAGCUUUUGAUUCAUAAUAAGGGUGCUUAUGAUAUUUUACCUUAUGUAAAAGAAUAUAUUAUGAAAAAACGAAGGGUCAAUUAUUUGGCUAUUUUGGAUUCCUUUGAAAGUAUAAUGAUUGGUAGAAACUUUUAUAAUAAGGAUUUGUUUUUAUUAGAAGAUGAAGUGAAUGAAUUUGGGUUAUAUAAUAUUAAAAUUAUAAAAUAUUAUGAUUUAGCUAUUUGUAGUAAAUUAAACUUUAUAUUUUCUUAGGUUAUAAAAU